GCUAUUUCGAUGAAAAUUGAAAUGUCAACUGUCACUGUCACGUCAAUUUCUUUUUGUGUCAAGUGCUACCUUUAGCGACUGUUUUGAUUCACAAUGGCCAAGCGUACCAAAAAGGUCGGAAUCACUGGUAAAUAUGGCACACGUUAUGGUGCCUCUCUCCGUAAAAUGGUCAAGAAGAUGGAAGUGACCCAACACGCCAAAUACACUUGCUCCUUCUGCGGCAAAGACGCCAUGAAGCGCAGCUGUGUUGGAAUCUGGUCAUGCAAACGGUGCAAAAGGACAGUUGCCGGAGGCGCUUGGGUUUUCUCAACCACCGCUGCUUCAUCUUGCAGAUCUGCUGUGAGGAGGUUGCGCGAAGUCAAGUAAACAACUAGGCUAAGAAAAUAAAGAAAAAACAGUAA
Molecule: messenger RNA, 401 nt
Organism: Aricia agestis (brown argus)
Lineage: Eukaryota; Metazoa; Arthropoda; Insecta; Lepidoptera; Lycaenidae
Gene: RpL37A
Product: 60S ribosomal protein L37a
Exons: 3
Coding region: 94-366 (90 amino acids)
Biological process (GO): translation
Cellular component (GO): ribosome
Molecular function (GO): structural constituent of ribosome
Source: RefSeq, a predicted model, not a curated record